GAGGGGAAGUGAGGCGAGCGCAGCGUCCGCGGAGGAGCGCGGUGGGGCGGCAGGGGCCGCCGGCCGCCGGCCGCCGCGGGGCCCCCUCGGCCGGCCUGGUAUGUACCACUGGCUGCUCCACGCACUCCGAGCCCUCUUCGGAACCCCGCGCCGCCACGCCCGCCUCCCGCCCCGCAAGAGGACCCUGCCCCGGACUGAACGUAUUCGGUCCUCUAUAAGUGACUCUGACGAGAUUCAAGCCAAAAGACCAAAAUUAGACUAUUUCAUUGGCCAAGUGAAGAAGACCGUAUGGGAUGUUGCCAAUUUGAUAAGGUCAUCACCAUCCCAGUCCAAGUGUUUAGCGACUUCAGUCUGUAAUGGAACACAAAGUGGGAAUUCUGAUGAAAAGGUGUUCCCCAACUCUUCAAACUCUUCAUCGAAUGGACCGGGCCGUCAAAUGGAUCCUCGACCUUGGAGUGACACGCAGAAAUUGGAUAAGAAAACACCUAAUGGAGCCAGCAAUUGUACAGAUAAAAUGUUCCAAGAUUCAAGAUCUGCAAGAUUUGUGCCUCUCCUCAGCUUUCCUCUGAACCAGGGAGCUUGUAACCCAAGUUCAAAUGGCAGUCGGCAUAACAGAUACCUUCCAGCGAGCUUCUUACCGUGGAAACGGCCCAUUCGUGAGUGUGGGACAUCAGAACCGUAUUCUUCUGAAACCGGCAAAACUCUCAGAAGACCACACUACACCGUGGAAGAGGGUGUUCAGAGAGAGGAACGAGAAAAGUACAGAAAACUUUUACAGCGACUUAAAGAAGGAUGCCCGGGAAACCAUUCCACUCCUAUUACUGGAAAGCAUUGCAGUCCUCGGCAGUAUCCCAAGGAAGCAUUAAGUAGCAGUGGCUGGGGAGAAGAUCGCUACCAUGGAAUGAGAACAAACCAGUUCCUUCCAAAGCAGUAUAGAGGGGCCGAAACACGGGGCCCGGUUCGUGCUGGGAGAAACGAAAAAAGAUAUCUGAAGGGAAAAAUUCCUGAACCUGAAAAAUCAAUUGGACAGAGAUUAGAAAAUGAAGGCAGGAGGGGACAACCGGCGGAGUCCGACCUUUCGGAGGAGGUUUCGGUCCGGCUGUGCCUAGACAGUGGAAGCUCUUCGCUCUGGAGGAGACCAUCUGUAGUGGAGAUGAAGGACCAGAUUUGCCCAGGCCCCGAAAAGGGAAAGAGCACAGAGGAGCUCCCCAAACUCACCGUGGACAUGGAAAAAGACAUAAGUCGUGCACUAGGUCACGGUCCGAAGGAUGAGGUCUUAAGCAGUGCUUUCAAAUUGCGAAUUACCCGUGAGGAUAUCCAGACCCUGAAGAAUCAUCACUGGCUUAAUGAUGAAGUCAUUAAUUUUUACAUGAAUCUUCUGAUGGAAAGAAAUAAGAAGCAAGGUUUUCCAGUGCUGUUCGCCUUCAGUACUUUCUUCUACCCUAAAUUUACUUCUGGAGGUUACCAAGCAGUAAAAAGAUGGACCAAAGCAGUGGAUCUCUUUGAACAAGAACUCAUCCUUGUACCCAUUCACCUGAGGGUACAUUGGAGCUUAGUGGUGAUUGACCUGAGGAAAAAGACCAUCCGAUAUCUGGAUUCUAUGGGACAAAAAGGCCAUCGGGUGUGUGAGACUUUGUUCCAAUAUCUCCAAGAGGAAAGCAAAACCAAAAGAAAUAUAGCUCUGGAUCCAUCGGAAUGGACUCUCUACAGCAUGAAAUCACAUGAAAUUCCUCAGCAGUUGAAUGGAAGUGACUGUGGGAUGUUUGUCUGUAAAUAUGCGGAUUAUUUGUCCAGGGACAAACCUAUCACUUUUUCUCAGCUUCAGAUGCCUCAUUUCCGGAAGAGGAUGGUGUGGGAGAUCCUUUAUCAGCAAUUGCUCUGAGCAAGAGUGCCUGCGUUUUCGCCAGCUCCUCGGAAUGCUCCAUGGACACGUUCCUAUAUACCUCAUGGGUUAAAGCCCCAGUGUAGUUUCAGUUCUCCUGUAGGUACCGAGCUGUCAGCUGCACGAAGGACUCCAAGUGAUUCUUUUCAACUCAUUUCGAGCGUGCAGAGGGCCACCGAACGGGCCCGUCGGGAUUCCGGACCCGUUUCCGGCGUAUUCCUGUGCUUAACACACAUUGGAAUCGUAAUUUAUUGAACGUCUCUCCAGAGGUUUAUAGUCCCCCUUUGAGAAUGCAAGAAAUGCAGAGUCUGUAGUGCGGAUGAGUGUAUGUUUUGAGUCUCGCGUUCGAGGGCCGGGCGAUGGAAAACCAUCCCUGCCCACGGAAAGAAAGCCCCAACCCAAUGCAUCCGUUGCAACUAUUUAUUUCUGAAAGGAAUGUAAGCUAGCUGCUCCCUUCUACUAGGUCAGGCAGGUGAACAGUAUAGAUUUUUGUUCGUUUUUUAAUUUAUGAAACACUGACCGUUUCCUCGAAGCUACGGCUCCUCCGAUCGAGAGGAGCGAUCGUUCAGCGAGCGGCGUUCACGAGGUCCGUGAUGACGUUCGUCGACCUGCCGGACGCCCGGCUGAUUUUUCACUACAUUUGUCGGCCACGGGGAGGUGGGGAGGAGGAGGACUGUCAGUGGGCACACCCCGUCGUGUCGACGCCGCACCCCCUAAGUCGACGAGGUAGACGUCACUCCCCGGUUAGCGAGAAUCCUCCAGAGAACCGGUUCCCCUGAUCUGGAAAUGGUACGUUCGGGCUUAACUCCUGUAACUGGAUUCGUAGCGACUGUAGGCGUAGGGAUUCGCUGCCAUUUAACGUCCGCUUCGGUGAGAACCUUUUCGAGUUUAAAGGUCGACAGGAGCGACUUAGGUCGCGGCAGAUGAUCCGGUGUAAAACUCCUAGUGGUCCGUCUCGAUAAAAAUGAAAUGAGGUUUCGUUAUUCACCUGCAUUAUUAUUAUUAUUAUUUUUUAAUUAUCGCCCCCCUCCCUCGGCCGAAAUCGGGGGGACAAAAUUUUCAUGGGAGUUUGGGAUUGCUGGUUCCAAAAAUAAUAUAUUUUGUGUAUCAAAGUGUGUAUUCAACUCAUUUUUUAAAAUUAAAGAAAAAACCGAAAAGA
This is a messenger RNA of Ornithorhynchus anatinus (platypus), 3041 nucleotides long. It is a transcript of the gene SENP2, whose product is annotated as SUMO specific peptidase 2. Gene Ontology annotation, biological process: protein desumoylation. Gene Ontology annotation, molecular function: deSUMOylase activity. Bases 101 to 1882 code for a protein of 593 amino acids. The transcript is spliced from 17 exons. The record is from RefSeq and is a predicted model, not a curated record. Gene Ontology annotation, cellular component: nucleus. NCBI's taxonomy places the organism in Eukaryota, Metazoa, Chordata, Mammalia, Monotremata, Ornithorhynchidae.